CUUUAGCACAAAAAUAUCUGUCAAAUAAUGGCUACAGCCAAUGAAAAAUCGAGCUUUUUGGAGUAAAAUUAGUAUUAUUUUUAGUAAUAAAAAUGUAGAUGUGUAAAGAUUUGAAAAAUCUUGAAUAAUGUCAAGUGAUUGUGUGUUGGUAUAAUAUCUUUUAAACGAGAAAAAAAUAAUCAUUUAAUAGAAUCAACGAAAAGGUGUGCUGUUACGACGUAUGCGUUGUGGGGCGGUUACCUGUGACGUUUCUAAAUGACAUUUUGCUUACUAUUAGCUGUCGUCGCUCCGAUUUGACAGGAGAGAACGACAGCAUUGUGAAUAUAUUGAAUUGUUAAUUUAAUUCAAGUGAAUAAUAAUGAACGCAGGACGACGCACGAUCAUUUACGUGCGUUGUUUUGCGAUAUAUUUCAACAAUAAUUAAGUAGAGUAUAAUCAUCAAAUAUGAACAUAAUGCGAAAAUUGCGAGGUGCAAGCACGGUUGGAGGAAUGGGUUCCAGUAGUACUGGAAGUGUAGACGACUGUGUCGGUGGUAAUAACCCACAACACACAGCUUUAGGAUUGAUGCAUCUAAAAAAAUUAUUUUCUGAAUAUACCCAUCCGCCACAAUCGCUUUCUGACGCAGAACGAGAUGAUAAACUUUAUAAUAUGUUACCAUUAUUUUGCAAGGUAUUUGGAUCUAGUCCUUCAACAGAUAUGAGUGAAAAAUUUUGGGAUAUUUUAGCUUUUACUCAACAAGUGUCCAAUCUGAUGGUGUCAGAAAUAAGAAAAAGAGCUAGUAAUCAGAGCACAGAAACGGCCAGUUGUGCUAUAGUUAAAUUUUUAGAAAUUGAAAAUAGUGAAGAAUCAAGUAAUGGAUGGAUGCUAUUGUCAACCUUGAAUUUGUUAGCAGCUGGUGAUACUUGUUUAAUUCAAGCAAUGACAACAGCUUCUGUACCAUCAACACUUGUGAAAUGUCUGUAUUUAUUCUUUGACUUACCAGAAAUGAAUGAUACAGAAGCUGAUGCUACUGAUGCCAAUAGUGAAUUUACUCCUCGCGAACGAAGAAUAUUGUUACAAAAAAUAUUUGUUCAAUUACUUGUACGAUUAUGUAGUCAUCCUUAUCCCGCAGAGGAAUUGGCACGAAAGGAUGAUUUGACACUACUAUUUUCAGCAAUAACAAGUUGGUGUCCACAAUAUAAUGUAAUGUGGCGUAAAAGUGCUGCUGAAGUAUUAAUGACAUUAUCACGACAUGGUUUAACAAAAAAUGUUGUUGCUUAUAUUCACAAUAAAAGAUGCAUAGCUCUUUGCAUUGACAAUAUGCAACGUGUACCUGAACUAGCACCGCUGGAAGUAGUGGAGAUGUUUGUCACGGUAUUCUGUUUUUUAAAAGAUUCAAGCGAAGUAUCACAAACACUGUUGGAUGAUUUUCGUGCUUGUCAAGGUUAUAUUUUUUUGUCUGAAUUUUUAUUAAAACAUGCACCUUCAAGAUUAGAACAAGAUGAAAAGGCAGAAGCUCAAGAUGCUAUUCGAAAUUUAGUAUUAAUGCUAGCAUCUUUAACAAUGUGUGGACAUACAGAAUUAAAACCAAGUCAAGCAAGUAUGGAUUCAUUAUUUCAGAUGCUUGGAUUUACAUUACCUCAACCAAGCAAUCGUGGUGGAAGUGUGAGAAAUAUUCAAGCAUUUCAAGUACUCCAGUCUGUAUUUGUUAAAUCAAAUUCUCCACUUUUAUGUUGUACAAUACUUGAUGCCAUAUCCAGUGUAUAUCAUAGCGACAAUGCUAAUUAUUUUAUACUUGAAGGUGAAAAUACUCUGUCGCAAUUUGCCGAAAAAAUACAUCUAAAAAAUCCGGAAAUUCAACAGAAAUUUUUCCAAUUAUUAGAAUUUAUUGUAUUUCAGCUUAACUUUGUGCCUUGUAAAGAACUCAUAUCUCUUUCAAUUCUUCUCAAGUCUAAUCACUCAGUGAGCUGUAGUAUAAUGGGCAUGGAAACUUUAUUAAAUAUACUGCGUCAUAAUGUAAUAUUCAAAGAUGUCUAUAGAGAUGUGGGUAUACUUGAAAUAUUUGUAACGUGUCUACACCGUUAUGCUACUUUACUAAAAGAUAAACAAUCCACAAAUGAUCAAGGUCUUGAGUACAAAAUGUGUCCGGAGCAAGAACGUUUAGGUGCAUUAGUAAUGGAAGCACUUACAACUCUAUUAGCAGGAAAUGUACAAAAUGCUAAAGUUUUUAGAAAAUGUACUGGAGCUCGAUGUGCUCAUAAUCUUGUUCCUUAUAUAGAUUGCCGUUUUCAAGCAUUGGGUAUCGUUAGAGAACUAAUUUUGAGUGCUGGUGGUGAUGAUGAUAUGGCUACUCUACUUGGAAUUAUGCACUCGGCACCACCAAAUGCUUUAACUCUCAAAACUCAUAUUUUGAAGACGUUACUUACAUGCCUACGAGAAUCUCAUCGAACACGAACAGUUUUUCGUAAAGUUGGUGGUUUUGUAUACGUAAUGUCAGUUCUUGUCUCUUUAGAAGGUCAGUUAGGAUCAGCAUUAACAUCAACAUCUUCAGAAUCUUGUAAUGAUACUCCAUUAAAAAAUUGUCAAGAUGAAGCACAACUUUUAACUCUUCUACAUGUUGUAUUUCAUACAAUAAGUACUGCAAUGCGAUUUGAACCAGCAAAUGCCAAAUUUUUUCAUCUAGAAAUUUGUCAAUCAAGCCUGUGUGAUACUCUUCGACUUUUAGGAUGUUUUUCAUCACAAAUUACUCUUACUGAACUUAAUAUUACUGUGCCACCAAUGAAUUAUCAUAAUACUCUACAAUCAUUAUUCAAUGGUAGUGUUUUAGAGCCAUCAUUUCCAAGUGAAAUGCCAAAAAGUCUUGCUUAUGCAUGUAUACUUUUUCGAUUACUUUAUGAUGUCGCUUUGGAUGCUUUUGAUCGACCAAAUUUUGCAGCUGUUGGUACACGAUCACCAUGUCAUAAACAAUCAAGCCUAGAAAACCAAAAGUCACUUGAUUCUCCAGGAAGUGGGAAACGUUGCAAUGUAAAUUCAUUGAAUUUAAAUCCACCAACACCUGAACCUAUCAUUGUUCAUCCAGGAAUUGUUGUGGCAAUGUUACAUUUAUUACCAUCAAUAACAGAACCAUCUAAUCCUGAAUAUGCCUUGGCUCUUCAAAUUUACAUUGCCGAGGUAAUUAAAAGUUUAGUUCGAUCGGAACGCAAUCAACAAGUAAUGUGUGAUGCUGGAAUGGCAGGCGAAUUAUUAAUUAUUGGAAGAAUUGCACUCCAAGAUGAAACUCAUCAACUUCAUCAACCAUUACAAUACAUUAUCGAACGCUUAGCAGCUCAAUCGUUGGAACCGAAAGACUUGAGAGAAUUUUUACGUCUUGGAGAUCCUCUUUGUUGUAUUUCCUUGGACGAUAUUGAACUAAAUAAACCCCGAGGUGGACCAGUUCCACUAACUAGAAUCAAAACGUUAGUAUCCAUGACAACACCAAAAGAUUUUAGAGCACAUGGUUCCUGUACACUACCACCAUUUGUAGAAUUAGAUAUGAGUGCUGAAGGUUUUGCAUCUCUUUAUUUACCUAGUAUAGCACCUCAAAGUACAACUCCACCAACAGUAGUUUCAGCAGACAAUAGUGUACUUGGUGGAAUUGGUUCUGGAGAUCGAUUUUUUCCACCUCAAACUGGAUUAACUUACAGUACAUGGAUAUGUGUUGAUAAAUUUAGUGAUUCCCGUACUGAUCCUCACUGUGUCAGACUAUUAACAUUAGUACGAAGUCCACCAUCAGGAGCAAGAGAUAUUAUUUGUUUUACAGCUAUUUUAAGUGCUAGAGAUAAAGCAAUUAUUGUUUCAACUCAAGAGACAACAAUGCCACAAAAUAUUGGAGAAUGGGAACCGGAGGGCAUUGGAGAAAAUGGAGCACGAGUCUGGUGUCCAGAUCUUCUUCAUGAAGGUCAAUGGCAUCAUAUAGCAAUUGUAUUAAAUCGAGCUGUUUUAAAAAAUUCAAGUUUUUCAUUAUACCUUGAUGGUCAGCAUAUUCAAAGUCAAAAGCUUCAUUACAUUACUCAAACUCCUGGUGGUAGCGCAUCAAAUUUAACAGUUGCAUCUCCAGUUUAUGGUUACAUUGGAACUCCACCAUGUUGGAGACGAUACUCAAGACUUUGCUGGAAACAAGGACCUUGUCAUUUGGUUGAAGAAGUAUUUAAUUCUCAAAAUAUUCUUACGCUAUUCAAAUUAGGCCCUCAUUAUAUGGGUAGUAUGCAAGCACCACAAUUUCUCAGCCCGGAACCUCUAUCAUCACUUUUAGCUGAGGAAAAAGUCGUUUUUGGAUUAAAUGCUAAAGCAAUGUCUCAAUUAACUUUAGCAAAAAUACGAAAAGUUUACAGUAGAACUGAUACUAAAUUUAUUGCUAAACAAUUGGGUAUGUCAUCACAUGAAAAUGCAACACCAAUUCGCGUUCUUCAUAAUUCUGCUGGACAUUUAAGUGGUCCAGCUAGAGCAUUAGGAGGUGUUGUAGUGGGUUAUCUUGGUGUUCGUGUAUUUAAUCCACGCCCUGUAGCAACAACAAUUGACAAUGUUGGUGGAUGUUCUGUAUUAUUAGGUCUUAUUGCUAUGGCUCAAGAUGUGGAAUCGCUAUAUGCUGCUGUAAAAGCUUUAGUUUGUGUAGUACGAUCAAAUCAAGCUGCCCAACAAGAAAUGGAUCGCCGUCGAGGAUAUCAAACUUUAGCAAUGUUAUUGAGACGAAAAUGUCCAUUAUUGAAUAGUCACAUUCUCCACUUAACAUUUAGUUUAGUUGGAACCGUAGAUAGUGGUCGAGAAACGAGUGCAAUUCCUAAUGUAACUGCAUUUCAAGAUUUACUAUGUGAUUUACAAGUUUGGCAUGAAGCUCCUGGAGAGUUAUUGCGGUCUUUACUUGAACAUCUAUAUGAAUUAAUAGCAGAAUCUAAUGAAAAAAGAACUAAUUUACGACUUAUGCGAGACUUGCAAUUGGUUCAUAAACUUUUACACAUUUUAAGUGAUGUCAAACAAAAUUCUACCAGACAGGUACUAUUAGCUUUAUUGAGUAUUUUAUUAGGACAGCCAAGGCAAGCUGAUUUAUUGUGGUUUGGUCAGUUCAUUGUUGCUACACUGCCAGUAGUAUCAGAGAAGCAUUUAAUUCCACGAGAAAAUGAAGGAGGGCUAAAAGAAGGAGAAGGAGAAAGUAUUUUAUUAAGAAAUAGAUGCUUACAAUUACUACAUAAUUUAUUAUUUAAUGGAUCUAAAGUCAAUAUUACUAUGUGUGAUGAAUUAGCUAAAAUACUUGGACUUGAUUGGGUACUUUUAUUUCUUCAACCGGGUCUUCAUAGUACCACAAUUGUCUGGGGAUUACGAAUACUUGUUGCAGUAUGUUCAGUACAAUCAAUUCUUCAAAAAUUUAAAGAAGGAACAAGUAAUGGUGGCUGGUUGAGGCACACAGAGCAUAAUAAAAUGGCUAUGGCACUUGGAUGUCAACAACAAACAUCUACUGGAGAAAUUAAACCAUCUGGACUUCAUGUUCCAGGAUUUCAACAUCUUGGUUGGUUACUCCCACAGCAUGUGGAUUUAGUUCCUGAACUCUAUUUUCUUUUUAUUGCCCUAAUGAUGGGCCAGCCAAUAAAAUUACUGCCAGCUGAUUCAAAAUUAGAGCUUGAUAAUGUGUGGAAUUUUAUGUUUGGUGUUCCAGCAAGCUAUUCACUUUCUUCAUUUGCUGGAAAAAUUAAUAUUUGUCCUGAAGCAGUUGUUACACUACUUUCUAUGGUACGCACGAUGCUUAAUAUGCAUUCUAAUAAUCCAGAAAGUAUACCAGAGUGGCUCAAUGAUUAUCCUGUAACAAUAAUUCAAUUUCUUUUUUUUUUAUAUCAUAAUUUUACUGAUUUUAUGCAAGUUUUCAUGUCAGGAGAAGUAUUAGGAGCUUUAGCAGGUACAUUAUUUCCUAAACCAUUAUCCGGAAGUCAAGAUAGUAGUGGAGCAAGCACUCCAGCUGAUGAACAAGAACCAGUUUUGGUUAGAUCACCAUCAAAAGAUAUUGGUUUAACGAAUCAUUCUGCCAAAAAAUUUGUUAUGGAUUUUCUACGUGUUAUUGUAGUAGAUUCAUUGUCUCUUCCUGUUACAGCUAAAUCACCACCAGUAAUUGAUUUAAUUUUGGAAGCUUGGCCAGAAUAUGCAUCUACUAAUCAACAAACUUGUUAUCAGACUGAAAUUUUAUCUCUACUAAUGGAGCACCUUUUGGCUGCUGAUGUAUUGAUUGGAGAACAAGCAGCUUUACCUGUAGUACCUGGUGGCUCUGUCAAUAAUAUAACUAAUAAUGUUUGUUAUGUGACUGCUAGAAUUGUAGAUAAAUUAUGGCAAGGAGUACUAACUAAAGAUCCUCAUGAAGUAUUUGACUUUAUUGUUAAACUUAUUGGCCAGGCUAAACGAAGAUCAGGAACAGUUAAUAUGGAAGGUCUUCAUCAUUGUUUAAAUAGAACAAUUCUUUUCUUAUUGUCAAGAGCAACCGAUUCAAUUGCUGAUCAGAUGGCUGUUUUAGAAGCUCUUCAUAAAUUAACGACUCACAGACUUCUUGUUUUUGGUGCUGGCAAUCAUGAAUUAGAAUUUAUCAGUUGUUUAACUUAUUGUUUACUUCAGUUGACUGCUGAUAUAAAAAUAAUGCUUGAUACAAAUAUGAAAACAACUUGGCAUGUUAAUCCCCAAGUAGAAUCAAGUGAUGAUAGAUUAACAUCACACCAAGGACAUAACUUAAUGGCUGUGGCAGCUACAAGAGUUUGGGAAGAGCUUUAUGUGUGUAAAAAACCUGCUAUUGAAGAGGUAUUUAAAAUAACUUUACCACCUUCAGUUGGAAAUGAACGUGCACCAGAUUUAACAUUAGUUAGAGAUUUAGUACAUGAACAAGCAACGAGAUUUUGGUUAAAUUAUGUUGUCUUAGAACGUAAAGCUUCUUACAGAGUGCCUUGGGAGCUACAUAAUCAGAUUCAGUCGAAAAUUCAAAAAGUUACUGGAGGAUUAACUCGAUUAGCAAGUAGAACUAAAGUGAGAAAAGAAGAAUCUAUUAAACCAAGAUUAAGACUUCAUCAUAGUACUGUUGCUCAAUGGACAGAGCAACAUGUCGGAUUAGUAAGAGAAUUAGCUGCAACUCGUAAACUUCAAUAUCAACAAACAUACCAACAUACUCAACGUUAUGUUUAUCAAGAAUGGUUACAAACAGAAACAGAAUUAACGAGAGAACGUGGACUUUGGGGGCCUCCUACUCCAACAGUUCUUGAUAAAUGGAUGUUAGACAUGACCGAAGGGCCAUGUAGAAUGCGUAAAAAGAUGAUAAAAAAUGAACUUUUUUACAUUCACUAUCCAUAUCGACCAGAGUUAGAUCAUCCAGAUAACAAACAACUCAAAUAUAAAGUAGCAACGAGUUUGGAUAGUAAAAUAUAUUAUUUGAAACAAGUUGGAAAUUCAUCAGGAAUGUUUGAACGUGAACGUGAUCCAGUAAUUGAUGAUAUUCCUUUGACAAUGAGUGAAGGAUCAACUGAAAAUGAACCUCCAAUGGUUCCUUGUACUCUUGAAAGACAUGCAAGUGAACCUGAUGAAGCCCCAGAAGAUAAUGAACAAGAAGAAGAGAACAAUCAAGCGGUUCCUGACAAUCAAACACUAUUAAGAUUACUUGAAGAACAUGAAAAAAUAAGCCAUAUGUUUAGGUGUGCUAGAAUUCAGGGAUUAGAUACAACAGAAGGUCUCCUCUUAUUCGGAAAAGAACAUUUUUAUGUUAUUGAUGGUUUUACAUUAUUAAAAUCUCGAGAAAUUCGUGACAUUGAAAGUCUUCCAGAAGCUUAUGAGCCAAUUCUUCCAUCUCCAGGUUCUCCAAGACGAUCACGAGCUAUGAGACAAUGUUCCAAGUUUAAUUAUGAAGAUAUUCGAGAAGUGCAUAAACGGCGAUAUUUAUUACAACCAAUGGCAUUGGAAGUUUUUAGUGCUGAUGGACGAAAUUAUCUUUUAGCAUUUCCACGAAAAGUUCGAAAUAAAGUUUAUCAAAGAUUUAUGACAUUUGCAACAGCCAUAGCGGAUAGUGCUCAUCAAUCAGUUGCUGGACAAAAGAGGACUGCUAAUGUAGAACAGGCCACUGGUCUAUUGUCUAAUUUAAUCGGUGAAACUUCAGUAACUCAACGAUGGGUAAGAGGAGAAAUUUCAAACUUUCAAUAUUUGAUGCAUUUAAAUACCUUAGCAGGCCGAAGUUACAACGAUCUCAUGCAAUAUCCAAUAUUUCCUUGGAUAUUAGCAGAUUAUGAUUCUGAAGAAUUAGAUUAUAAUGAUCCAUUGACAUUUAGAGAUUUUACAAAACCUAUGGGUGCACAAAGUCCUGAAAGGUUACUUCAAUUUAAAAAGAGAUAUAAAGAAUGGGAUGAUCCACAUGGAGAAACUCCACCUUAUCAUUACGGAACUCAUUAUUCUUCAGCAAUGAUUGUUUGUUCUUAUUUAGUCAGGAUGGAACCUUUUACUCAACAUUUUUUAAGACUUCAAGGUGGUCAUUUUGAUUUAGCUGACAGGAUGUUUAACAGUAUUAAAGAAGCGUGGUUAUCAGCAUCAAAGCAUAAUAUGGCUGAUGUAAAAGAACUUAUUCCUGAAUUUUUUUAUUUACCAGAAUUUUUAGAAAAUUCAAAUCAUUUUGAUUUAGGAUCAAAACAAAGUGGAGUUCAGCUAGGUGAUGUUGUACUACCUCCAUGGGCUAAACAAGAUCCAAGGGAAUUCAUUAGAGUUCAUAGAUUGGCUUUAGAAUGUGACUAUGUAUCGCAAAAUCUUCAUCAUUGGAUAGAUUUAAUAUUUGGUUGUAAACAAAAUGGACCAGCAGCUGUAGAAGCUGUUAAUGUAUUUCAUCAUUUAUUUUAUGAAGGAAAUGUUGAUAUUUAUAACAUUGAUGAUCCUUUGAAGAAAAAUGCUACGAUUGGAUUCAUAAAUAAUUUUGGUCAAAUACCAAAACAACUUUUUAAGAAACCUCAUCCCUGUAAGAAAAUGAAUCAAAGAAUUAGUGUGAUAGAUCCUGGGCCAAUAACACCUGGAUUAAGUAUCACAGUAUCAGAUCGAUUAUUUUUUCACAAUCUUGAUAAUUUAAAACCUUCAUUACAGCCAAUUAAAGAACUUAAAGGACCAGUUGGUCAAAUAUUACAUGUAGAUAAAACUGUGUUAGCAGUUGAACAAAAUAAAACACUUAUUCCACCUUCAUUUAAUAAAUACGUAGCUUGGGGAUUUGCUGAUCAUUCAUUGAGAAUAGGAAAUUAUGACAGUGAAAAGGCUAUUUUUGUUUGUGAAGCAAUGAUGCAAAGUAGUGGAGAAAUAGUUGCUUGUGUUUGUCCGUCACCUAAAUUAAUAGUCACAGCUGGAACUAGUUCUGUCGUGACAGUCUGGGAGUAUUCUAAACGUCAAUUGUCUAUAAAACAAUGUCUUUAUGGCCACACUGAAGCUGUAACAUGUCUUUCUUCAAGUCCUGCAUACAACGUUAUUAUUUCAGGUUCUAGAGAUGGUACAGCUAUUAUUUGGGAUUUAUCUCGAUGUUUAUUUGUAAGGCAAUUAAGAGGUCACGCUGGCCCUGUUGCUGCUGUAGCUAUAAAUGAUCUUACUGGAGAUAUAGCUACUUGUGCUGCUACAUGGCUUCACGUUUGGAGCAUCAAUGGAGAAGAGUUAGCGAGUGUUAAUACAUGUGUUGGUCGUGCUGAUAGAAUGCAACAAAUAUUAUGUGUUGCAUUUAGUCAAACUCAUGAGUGGGAUUCACAAAAUGUCAUUAUGACUGGUUCUACUGAUGGAGUAGCAAGGAUGUGGUCUAUGGAUUAUGUUCAAGUGCCUGCAGAAGAAGAAAAAUUAGAAAAAACUUUUGGAGACAAGGCUAUUAAACGACAACAAAAUAUUGAAGAAGAUAGAACUCAGAGUACAAAAAAAAGGGUUCAUGAAUUAGUUAAACAAAUGAGUAUAUCUGCUGAAGAAUCAGGGAUGCUAAUGAAAAGUGGAUCUGAAAGUAGUCUUUCUGAUGCUGAAAAUUCAAAAGAAGCAUCAAGGAUUCAUGAAGAGAAAGAGGAGUGUUCUGAUAGUGAAUUCAGUAAUGAAUCUAGUAAAAUAUCUUCAAAAAAGAAUCAAUCUUCGACGGUUGUUAUGAGAAGGAAAAGUAGAGGAAAUCCAAUGUUUAGAAAAAGUGAGGGUGGUGGUAGAGCUGAUAGUGAAGGAACUCAAGUCAAUGAAUCACCAUGUAUUAUUAAUGAUUCUGAAGGUGCUUUGAGAACUAGUAAAAGUGACACUAGUCUUACAGACAGUUUUGUCAUGGUAAAUGAAGCAGAUACUAAACCAAAAAAAAUAAAUCCACAAAAUAUUUUAAGGGAUGGCUUUAAAUGGCAAAGACAAUUAGUAUUUCGGAGUAAAUUAACAAUGCAUACUGCUUAUGAUCGUAAAGAUAAUGCCGAGCCUGCUUCGAUAACAGCAUUAGCAGUAUCUCGAGAUCAUAGAACUGUUUAUGUUGGUGAUACACGUGGAAGAGUGUUUUCUUGGAGUGUUUGUGAACAACCAGGACGUACUGUUGCUGAUCAUUGGUUAAAAGAUGAAGGCGCUGACUCUUGUGUUGGAUGUGGAGUACGAUUUAAUCUUUAUGAAAGGAGACAUCACUGCAGAAAUUGUGGUCAAGUUUUUUGCUCAAAAUGUAGCAGAUUCGAGUCUAAAAUAUCGAGAUUAGGAAUUCUUAAACCUGUAAGGGUAUGUCAAGGAUGUUAUUCCCAAUUAAGAUCACAAGGGUCAACAGACAGUAAUAAUACUUAAUACAGAUAAAAUUUUACAUAUGACUUAAAUUAUAUAAUAAACCACCGUAUGUCUUUAUUAUUAUCCACAAAAAUCUGUCUGGAGAAUUACUUAAGAAGUAUACAUAACUUGUUCAAUCAAUUUUGAAAUUAUUAUUAUUUUUAAUUUCUAUUUUUUAUUGAUGAUAAUUUUUAUGAAAUUUUUACACCUACGAAAUGAA
Chelonus insularis is the source of this 10960-nucleotide messenger RNA. RefSeq names its product WD repeat and FYVE domain containing 3 bchs (gene bchs). The coding region runs from base 445 to 10761 and encodes 3438 amino acids. The record is from RefSeq and is a predicted model, not a curated record. Gene Ontology annotation, molecular function: metal ion binding; protein binding. The transcript is spliced from 5 exons. Lineage: Eukaryota; Metazoa; Arthropoda; Insecta; Hymenoptera; Braconidae.